AUGGCUGGUCUUCAAAAUCUGGCAUCACGCCUCCCAGAGGACCUUCCCAUACUCCGCCUGCUCGUUGCAAGCUGCCUGCUAUUCCCUGUCCUCUUCGCUGUGGGAUUCUACCUCUGGGUCACACCUAGCACCUGGAAGGAUUCCCGUCGCAAGCAUCUCCCUCCCGGGCCUCGUGGUCUGCCACUCCUAGGCAACUAUUUUGAGUUAUCCAAUGCAGAGACCUUCCGCUUCCGAGCGCGAAAAUGGGCCAAGGAGUACGGCGACGUCUUUUAUACCAAGAUGGGCGGCUCAGACUAUGUCUAUCUUUCCUCGCCCACGGCAGUCAAAGAAUUGAUGGACAAAAAAUCGAGCAUCUACUCCUCGCGACCGCCUGCUCCUCUUGCCAGCGAUGUCGCAUCUGCUGGGCGGCGGCAGUUGUUCAUGGCCUAUGGACCGAGGUACCGCGUCGUGCGAAAGAUCGCUCACUCGUUGCUCAAUAUCAAUGUGUCGACGAGCUAUCAACCAGUCCAGGAUCUGGAGUCCAAGCAAUUGAUGUACGAUUUGCUGCAUGAUCCCGAGCACUUUUAUGACCACAAUCGGCGUUACUCUGCCAGCGUCAUACUUACUGUGGCAUAUGGCCAUCGCAUGGCCGACUGGGACAACCCACUGGUCAAGAAGAUUUACACUGUCGUCAAUAAUCUGCAACAGUUCUCAACACCCGGUGCAUUCCUCGUUGACACCUUCCCAUCACUUCAGCAUUUCCCGCAGUGGAUGUUUGGCAACUGGAGAAAGUUUGGGCAAAAGUGCUUCGCCCAUGAUUCGGUCGUCUAUCUCAAGCUUUGGGGUAAUUUGAAGAAAGAGGUCGAUGAAGGGACAGCAAAUCCAUGCUUUGCCAGAGACUUCUAUCUGAGCGACCCCAAAAAGCUCGGCCUCGACGAACUACAAGCUGCAUAUCAAACAGGGGGCUUAGUUGAAGCGGGAUCCGAGACCACAUCCGCUUUUCUGAACUCCUUCAUCUUGACCAUGACAUUAAAUCCUCAGGUGUUCAAGAAGGCUCAGGAAGAGAUCGACCGGGUGGUCGGCGACGACAGGUUGCCAACCUGGGAAGACGAGCCCAACCUUCCGUACAUCAGGGCCAUCAUCAAAGAACUACUUCGAACAAGGCCUCCCAACAAGUUCGGCAUUCAACACUACACCACUGAGGAUGAUUGGUAUAACGGAAUGUUUAUUCCAAAGGGAACCGUGGUUGUCUUGAACUGGUGGGCCAUCAACUACGACCCGGAUCACUGGGACCGUCCUGACGAAUUCAUGCCUGAGAGAUUUCUGGGUUACGACCUUCCAGCUGCAUCGUAUCUCAACAUUGCCGACCCUAACCAACGAGAUCAUUUCUCGUACGGAGCAGGCAGGAGAGUCUGCCCUGGUGUUCAUGUCGCCGAGAAGUCCUUGUACCUCAACAUUGCCCGCGUGGUGUGGGCAUUCAACAUCUCCAAAAAGCUCGACAAGGACGGCAAAGAGAUUGAGCCAAACGCCGCCAUGGUGCCGGGCUGGAUGACCAUUCCCCAGCCUUUUGAAUGUGCAAUUACGGUUCGAUCUGAGAAGAAGAGGGAGCUGAUUGACCAGAUCUGGGCAGAUGCAAAGAGAAAUCUCUCCAACGAAUGA
This is a messenger RNA of Exophiala dermatitidis NIH/UT8656, 1638 nucleotides long. RefSeq names its product cytochrome P450. The record is from RefSeq and is a predicted model, not a curated record. Gene Ontology annotation, molecular function: monooxygenase activity; iron ion binding; heme binding. NCBI's taxonomy places the organism in Eukaryota, Fungi, Ascomycota, Eurotiomycetes, Chaetothyriales, Herpotrichiellaceae. Bases 1 to 1638 code for a protein of 545 amino acids. The transcript has 2 exons.